This is a messenger RNA of Oreochromis niloticus (Nile tilapia), 4194 nucleotides long. It is a transcript of the gene ncapg2, whose product is annotated as non-SMC condensin II complex, subunit G2. NCBI's taxonomy places the organism in Eukaryota, Metazoa, Chordata, Actinopteri, Cichliformes, Cichlidae. Gene Ontology annotation, cellular component: nucleus; condensin complex. The transcript is spliced from 26 exons. Bases 343 to 3771 code for a protein of 1142 amino acids. The record is from RefSeq and is a predicted model, not a curated record. Gene Ontology annotation, biological process: mitotic sister chromatid segregation.
UCGAAACAAACGUGAUGACGUGUGGAACCGACUUUAUCCAAAUUUGCGCGGGUUUACUGUUGUUAUGGCUUGCUGUCAUUUCACUGUUUCCUAUUCACAAAAGCCUUACUAAAAAGGUAACGGACGAAGGAAAUGCUGCUUAAUUCAAAUGCGCAUCAUUGUGAGCCUUAAUACCACCCAACCCGGCGUCUGCAAUUAGCACUUUUGACGGUAACGACAAACGGACUGCCAUAUUUGUUGUUGUGGAGUUGUUACAGCGAGACAAGCUAACGCUACAGCGGCUUCAUAGCAGCAUUACAGGAAAACUUACGGUUACCUCGGAUCGCUUUGGAAGCAGGAAUCAUGUCCAAGCGAGAGGCAUUUUUAGAAGCAACCUGUAAAGAAAAUGUGGAGGACUUUCUUCGCUUUAUUCAGCUUCACAAGGACAAAGCUGAGCCCUUCGAUGUGGAGGAGGUGUUGCAGGAGAUGCCCAGAGAGCAGAGAGAGGCCCUGUGGAGGAGACUGGCAUCUCUGCUUCGGGACAUCCUGCUGGAGUUUCCACCAGAGCGCUGGGAGGGCAGGGGGGAGGAGGAGGACAUGCAGGAGGAGCCCACUGCAGACUCUAAACACGCUGUGGCUGUUGUGGACGGCGUGACGCUCGUCUCUACAGUGUCUCUGCAGGUUUUACAAGACGAUGACCCCUAUAGCCCCCUUCUGGAAAUUACCCGACGUCUUCACGAUGUACUGGUGUCGCUUCCUGUCUCAGAGGCACCUCUGCAGAACCACAUCCACGCACUGUGUGAGGCCUGGUGGAAGAAAGGGCUGCAGGAGAAAGAACGGUUUGGGCGCACGGCUUUCUUUGUGUCUCUGCAGAAGAGCUUCAUUCUCAAGAAACCAGGAGCUGAGAUCCAGAGAGUGUGGAGGCUCCAUGACGUGCUUUUGAGUCUUGACUACACAUCAGAAGAAAACAAGCAGAUAAUCGACUUGUUGCUUCAGUGCUUUCACCGCCCUGCUCACAUUAGAAACGAUGAUGGAAAGCGAUUCCUGGUGUUUCUUUUCAGCUGGAACAUCAACUUCAUCUGGGUUAUUCACGGCACAAUCAAAAACCAGCUGGAGUUUUACAGCAAGCCCAUGACUACUCAUAUUGCAGAGAUCUACUUCAGAGCAUGGAAGAAGGCUAGUGGGGAGUUCUUGGAGAAGAUCGAGAGCUUAUGCAUUCAGGAUUUUAUGCAGAACGCGAUCUUCCUUCAUAGAUCUUCUCCUGUGCAUUCCAAAGUCCGACAGAUUGUGAGCUAUUUCCACACGAGGAAGGACUGCCGCAACGUGGACAAGAUGCUCUAUAAUCUCUACAGGCCCAUACUUUGGAAAGCUCUCAGUGCUCCUAACUUUGAGGUGCGUGCAAAUUCCACUUUGCUUUUCACUGAGGCCUUCCCAUUUUACGACCCGAGUGAAAGCAACGAGAAGAUAGACGAGAACAUUCAAAAGCAACUGGACACAGCAAUGAACCUCCUUGAUGAUCCUCACCCGACAGUGCGCUCCAACGCCACCCUGGGUGUCUGCAAGAUCCUGGCUAAAUGCUGGGAGCUCCUCCCACCUACAAUCAUCACAGACUUCGCGAAGAAGCUGGUGGCGGAGCUGGCGGCUGACAGUAGCUCCCCUGAUGUCCGCUGCUCAGUGUUCAAGUGUCUGACUAUUGUCCUGGACAACGCUCUCAGCCAUCCACUUCUGGAGAAACUCUUACCUACUCUCAAAUACAGCCUUCAUGAUAACUCAGAGAAAGUCCGGAUAGCUUUCCUCGACAUGCUUAUGAAGGUCAAGGCAGUGCGUGCUGCUAAGUUCUGGGACGUGUGCAACAUGGACCACCUGCUGGCCCGCCUUGCUAUUGACUCACACUCGGUUUCCAAGCGUAUCGUCGACUUGCUGUUCAAGUCGUUCUUCCCGGUGAACGAGUCGGAGAAGGAGUGGUGUAACCGCUGCAUCACCCUCAUCCAGAUGAACCCCAUGGCUGCCAGGAAAUUCUACCAGUUUGCUUACAGACACACAGCACCCACUAACAUAAUAAAGCUGAUGUUGGCCAUUCGUCGCGUCCUGAACAGCUGCAUCCAGGUUGACUGUGACAUGACUGACAUCAAUGACAGCAACAAAGAGAACAGCGCACAGGCGUCACCUGCCUUGUUGGGGAAAGACAUGGCCAUCGUGUCCAGUUUGCUGGAGGUCGUGGUCAUCCUGUGGAGAAGUGUCUCGAAAGCCCUGAAACAAAAUGAAGAGGCCCAGAAGUAUACUUGUGCCAAGUUUGGGUCUGUCAUGUCCAAGUAUUUCCAGGCCUUUGAGGAUGAGCGAGCUACUGUUCCUCUCAUACAGCUGGCCUCGUUUAUGCCCCCGACCGCAGUGCCAAUGUUCAGCUGUGGAGUCAUGUCCAGACUAAGGAGGAUGGACUCGGGAGCUGCUCCAACACAGUACAGCCAGCUGCUCGACUGCAUCUGUAGCUGGGGCCAGGCUGCUAACAUCCUCGAGCUCAUCACUGACUGGCUCACAGACUCCCUGCCCAAGAAGGACAAAGCGACCAGUGGUCGAAAGGUGUGCAUCAUGGAGACGGUGGAAGCCAAACCCGACCUGGCGCUGGCUUACCUGGAGCACCUUUUCAGCCACACUUCAACACGUGAGAAGGUCCUGGCUCUCGGUCCGAAACCACUGAAGCAGCUGCAUAUAGUUCUGGGGAACUGGAAGUUGGUGCUCUACAGUCAUCUCAGCUCCACCACAGAACACCCCAAACAUGCCAGCGUGGAGACGGCACUGAGCGCCUUCAAGCACCACGGCCGCCUUGGCGCACAUCUGCAACAUAACCUGUCAGAUGGCCGUGACUACCUGCUCUCUCUGGAGCAUGUGGCUGCAUGGGUAGCCGACAGGGUGCUGCCCUUUCUAGCGAAACGUAGCGAUGAUGACAGCGAGGACUCUGAGAAAUCUCAGCCACAGCCGCUGGCUGCAGAGAUAACCGAGAGCUUCCUGACAGUAUGCCGUGACGUUUUGCUCGUGGGUUUGGGUGAUGAGACAUUCAGGGGUCAAAUCCUACACCUGUGCUCGCUCAUCCUCCUCUCAGAGGCGGGCUACCUGUGCAUCCCUGCAGUGUUGCCAAUUUUGAAGGAGGUGGCAAACAGCUAUGCAUCUGAGGACAGCAAGGAGCCUGAGGAGAAUCAGGAGGAUCCAACCACUGUUAUUUUAGGUGUGGUGUCUAACAUUUUCCAGAAGAUUAUAGAGCUCUUGGCCCGUCGCCUUAGGAAGGAUCCAGAGGAAGGAAAACAGCUCUGUCAGUCAGCUGUUCCCGGUCUGACGGACUUCCUCCAGGUGGCCCAACUCUGGGACCGAGCACCUCUCAGCGGGGUCUUCUCUACUUUAUUUGCUGUCAUCGUCGUGGAGAAGAGACAUUUGCUUCAGAAGAUUGAGCAUCCUGAGGCGGUGAUCAUCCCAGAGUCAGUGGACGACAUGCCUCCUUUGUCCAGGAUCUUGCUGUCUGUCAUCCUCAAGUCACAGCCUGUUACCAGGGCAUUUCUGGCAGAGGUCUGCACAUCUGUGGAUUCUGAGGCCAUCGGCAAUCUCGUUGAACUCGCAGCCGUCCUGCACGUCUUGGCGGUCAUCAAACACGCCGGACAGUCUAAAGCGGGCUUGAAGAGCGCAGCUGUGUCUGUCCAGCAGCAGCUUUACAAACAUGCAGUCACCUUUGCAGACAGUACAGACGUCCAGAGGGUUAUUUAUGAAUCUUCUGUGAAGACUUUGAAUGAGAUUCUGCAUUUAUGAGUUCCAACUUUAAAAGAAAAAAGGUUUCCGUGUAAUGUAUUUUCUGCUUUAUUUUGUUUUGCUUGGUCUGCUUUCCUGAAGGUCGAUCUUCCCCAGCCACCUUUGUUUGAAGGGUUUGGAUUAAUACCAGGAAUGCAAAGUUUCCAAGGCUCGCUAAACUCCUGCAUUGUAUUUAUUUCUUGAUGGCGUACGUUACUCAGUUCGUGUCUCAACCUUUCUAUAUUUAUGUUAACAAAUACAGAUUGAGUACUUGACUUAAGAAAUAUGGUGGGACUUUUCUUUUAAGCUUUCACUCGCUUAUAUUUUUUUGAAAACAAUUUGAAAUGCAUAUUUUCAUCGUAUGUCUGUUUAUGUGUCUGCUGUUCUGUCAGCCUGCAGUUUGCUGCUAAUCAGAAUAAAACAGACUGUAUCAAUCAGCCUAAA